UGGCAAAGCAGAAUCUUUCUACCAUGGGUCUUUUUUUGAGUCUGGUUUCAUUGAGUGUUUACAUUCAAGGAUCUGCUGCAGGAUGUACCUCAGGUGAAAUUCUGACCUGCAGCCUUCAGUAUCACAGUGCUUACAGAGCUGCUGCAUUUAAUCAUAGAAAAGUGUGCAGUGCAGCAUACCAACUUCUUGACUGUAUGGACAAUGUGUUAUCUGCAUGUGGUUCUGAUCUCCUCUCUAGAACGGUCGCUAACCAAGCAAAACAAUACAACAACCAAGCCAGGCAAGCCCUGGCCCAAUACGGAUGUGGAAAUAGUGCAGACAGUCUCCCAUUCAAUCUGGCGAUCAUGGCUUUUGGACUCGGAUUUUACAUACUUUUUUCAAACCUCGUUAAUUAAAGUAAUCAGAGCAGCGCAUUACUCAAAUGACUGUAACCAUAUUUGUACACAAAAACACAAAAUUUGAUAACUGAUAACUA
This is a messenger RNA of Saccostrea echinata, 475 nucleotides long. RefSeq lists its product as uncharacterized. The transcript is spliced from 4 exons. The coding region runs from base 24 to 395 and encodes 123 amino acids. Lineage: Eukaryota; Metazoa; Mollusca; Bivalvia; Ostreida; Ostreidae. The record is from RefSeq and is a predicted model, not a curated record.